Serpula lacrymans var. lacrymans S7.9 is the source of this 719-nucleotide messenger RNA. RefSeq lists its product as uncharacterized. Gene Ontology annotation, molecular function: RNA polymerase II cis-regulatory region sequence-specific DNA binding; DNA-binding transcription factor activity, RNA polymerase II-specific. NCBI's taxonomy places the organism in Eukaryota, Fungi, Basidiomycota, Agaricomycetes, Boletales, Serpulaceae. The transcript is spliced from 2 exons. The record is from RefSeq and is a predicted model, not a curated record. Gene Ontology annotation, biological process: regulation of transcription by RNA polymerase II. Gene Ontology annotation, cellular component: nucleus. The annotation marks the transcript as partial.
GCACCAACUGAUUUCCCUCGAAAGCAGGCAACAGGUAUCGCUCGAUCCAUCUCGAGCCCACUUUCAUGACCAGCAAUGUCUGUCCUUAACUUGUCCGAUGGCUCUUUGUACUCGGGGGCCGGCGACAACGACGGCAAGAAUUAUAGCCAGUCUUUCCCAUCUCUCUUCCCUCUCGCUUUCAUCCAUUUAUGACCAGCUCAUCAUCUCUUGACGACUCAUGCGACAUUUUCCUUUCUCAUAAACAUGAUUCCAUUGUACCACCUUCAUCUAGCAUCGACACAACAAUCAUACAACCACCCAAUUUGACAGUAGACGUACACGCACUCACCACAGAUUCUCCUCCAUCCCGAUACCCAGACUCCCCAGACUCCCUUCUAGAUAUUGAAUCACUACCGUCGCCCGCUUCCUUUCUCCAGAAAGCUCUCCCAAUGCCUGGGGUCGCUGACCUCGCCAACAAGUCGGUUCGGAAGUCCCAUGCCCGCAAGCAACCUCCUGGUCAUAUUCCCCGCCCCAGAAAUGCAUUCAUUAUGUUCCGUUGCGAUUUUGUCGAGCAGAAGAAGGUCCCUGAAGCUGUUGAGAACGACCACAGGAAUAUCUCGAGGAUUGCGGGAAAGUUAUGGCGAGAAAUGUCCAAGGAAGAGAAACAGCCUUGGAUAGAACUAGCAGAAAAAGAAAAAGAGAGACACGCCGCUCAGUAUCCAAACUACAGAUACAGUCCC